Messenger RNA from Chiloscyllium plagiosum (whitespotted bambooshark), 8878 nucleotides. NCBI's taxonomy places the organism in Eukaryota, Metazoa, Chordata, Chondrichthyes, Orectolobiformes, Hemiscylliidae. The record is from RefSeq and is a predicted model, not a curated record.
ACACUGCAAUGGCUGAGGGGCGGCUGUUGGCAGCUUGGAAUGAGCUCAUUCUCCCAGGAGGGAGUAAGGCUCAGAGAGAAUCACUGAGAAGCUGCAGCCCAUCUGUAAAAUACAUCCUCAGUCUGUCUCUGCUGGCCUGAUUCUUUUACUUGGGGGUGUGCACAUGGUGGAAGUGAAAAUGUAGAUGAAAGGCAAGGGGAAAGAGAAGUCUCCAGCUUUGGAACGGAGAGUUCUCUGUCUGGGUUUUUGCCCUCCGGAACACAGCAGCACACAAUGUCAAAGAAGGGUGCUGCCGUUCGAGCUAAGGGAGACAAGCCUGAUGCCUUAGCUGCUUUGCAAGCUGCCAAUGAAGAGCUCAGGGCCAAACUGACUGACAUUCAAAUUGAACUUCAACAAGAAAAGAGUAAGGUUGCCAAAUUGGAACGAGAAAAAAAUCAAGAAGGAAAGCUGAUCAGGGAGCAGGAGCAGCAUAAACACACUGUGGUAGUAACUGAACUCAAAGCCAAGCUGCACGAAGAAAAAAUGAAAGAACUCCAGACUGUGCGAGAGAGUCUGUUACGGCAGCAUGAAGGUGAGCUUCUCCGAAUCAUCAAAAUAAAAGACAAUGAGAACCAGAGACUUCAGGCACUUGUUAACGCCUUGCGUGAUGGAGCUGCUGACAAAGUUAAAACAAUGCUUUAUAAUGAAGCUAAAGAAGAGGCCAAGAAAGUAUUUGAGGUUGAGAAAAUCAAACUGCAACAAGAAAUCUCUGAUUUGAAGGGGGCUAAAAAACAUGUGGAGGAAGCAUUAAGUCAGGCUGUUCAUGCUGACAAGAUGAAGGCUGCAGAGAUAAGAAGUGUGUACCACCUGCAUCAAGAGGAAAUCUCCAGGAUAAAAAGAGACUGUGAAAGGGAGAUUCGUAGACUGAUGGAUGAGAUAAAAUUUAAAGACAGAGCAGUCUACGUGCUGGAAAAAGAGCUGGGGGCUCAGGCUGGGCAUGCUCAGAGACUCCAGCUCCAAAAAGAGGCUUUAGAUGAACAACUUACCCAGGUCAAAGAGGCUGAAGCAUGGGAAAAACGACAUCUGAGUAGCCCGAAAAGGGAACUUCCUUGCGCAAGUGGUGCAGGAGACGCCUCAGAUCAUUCAGGAAUCCCUGAACAGCAGCUGGACGAAAGGGAUACUCGGCGAUUCCAACUUAAAAUUGCUGAAUUAAGUGCAAUCAUCAGAAAACUAGAAGAUCGAAAUGCUCUGCUGUCCGAAGAAAGAAAUGAACUUCUCAAGCGUUUACGUGAAGCAGAAAGUCAGUACAAACCUCUCCUGGACAAAAAGAGACGCCUUAGUAGGAAAAAUGAAGAAAUGAGCCAUGCUCUACGGCGUAUGGAAAAUAAACUCAAAUUUCUCACACAGGAAAAUCUAAGAAUGAAGGAAAAGGUGGGGACUAUACGCCGACCAAGCUCCUUAAAUGAUCUAGAUCAGAGUUAUGAAGAAAAAGAAAAUGAACUUCUUCGAAUGCAAGUUAUUGAACAGCAAAAUAUCAUUGAUGAUCUCAGUAAGGCAUUGGAGACAGCCGGUUAUGUCAAGAGUGUCAUAGAUCGGGAUAAGCUUCUACAUUACAGAAAACAGAGGAAGAAAGUUACAAAAUCAAGCAAGAAGCCAGUUGUGGAGACCUUUUUUGGAUACGAUGAUGAAGCCUCACUGGAUUCUGAUGGUUCAUCCAUUUCCUACCAAACUGAUAAGACGGAUCGAACCCCUUGUACUCCUGAAGAUGAUCUGGAUGAGGGAAUGGCAAAAGAGGAGACUGAACUACGCUUUCGUCAACUGACCAUGGAAUAUCAGGCUUUGCAAAGGGCAUAUGCUUUGUUACAGGAGCAAGUUGGUGGAACCUUGGAUGCUGAACGAGAAGUUAAGACUCGUGAACAAUUACAGGCAGAAAACCACAGAUAUCAAACUAAAAUUGAAGAUCUGGAGAAGGCUCUGGCACAACAGGGGCAGGACAUGAAAUGGAUCGAGGAGAAACAAGCACUUUAUCGCUGGAACCAAGAACUACUCGAAAAGAUUCGGCAAAUGGAGUUUGAGGAAAACCGCCUUAGACAUGAUGUGCAGGAUGUGAAAGAUCAAAAUGAGCUUUUAGAGUUUCGUAUCCUAGAACUUGAAGAACGAGAACGACGAUCACCUGCCAUUAAUUUUCAUCAUAUCCCAUUUCCAGAGGAAAUGAGUCCUCUCCAAGUCUACUGUGAGGCAGAAGGAGUACAAGACAUUACGAUAGCAGACCUCAUGAAACAGUUGGAUAUUUUAGGAGAUAACGCCGUAAGUAACUUGACCAAUGAGGAACAAGUGGUUGUGAUUCAGGCCCGAACAGUUUUGACAUUGGCCGAAAAGUGGUUGCGACAGAUUGAGGUGACAGAGUCUGCACUACAGCAGAAGAUGAAUGACAUUGAAAAUGAAAAGGAGCUCUUCAGUAAACAGAAGGGCUACCUGGAUGAAGAACUGGACUACAGGAAACAGGCCAUGGAUCAAGCUCAUAAGCGGAUUCUGGAGCUGGAAGCCAUGUUAUAUGAUGCUCUGCAGCAAGAAGCUGGUGCCAAGAUGACUGAGCUUUUGUCUGAAGAAGAACAAGAGAAGCUGAAGGGGGCAGUGGAGCAAUGGAAGCGGCAGGUCAUGAGUGAGCUCCGGGAACGCGAUGCACAAAUACUGAGGGAGCGAAUGGAACUUGUCCACCAUGCCCAACAGAAAAUAAAAGAGCUAGAAGAAAGAAUUGAGGCACAAAAACGAUUGAUAAAAGAGAUGGAAGAAAAGCUUUCAUUCUUUGGUCGUAAUUCUUCCAGGCAGUCGGCAAGGAAGGUCACAUUGAAAGAAAAAAAGAUAGCUACUGUAAUAAAUGACCAAAUUACAGUGUUGCUCCAAGAAAGACCAACAUUAUUCCAAGACAAUACAGAACACCUCACAAUUCUCUUUGAGAAGAAUAGAAAGUACAUGAGGAAUAUUCAGGGUUCAAAGGCAGUUGUGCCAGUAAUUCAGAACUCGAAGAAAACCCUGGAGAAUCAUGUCCUUGAUUUGAGAGCCAAGCUCAGUAAAAAUGUAACAAAAGCGUUAAAGGUAAUGGAAAAUGCAAAUGGACCAAAUGCAACCAUUUACAAUGAUAUGUCAACAAGAAAAAAAACUAUAGAAUUUAGAAAAUUGAUUUCCUUUUGAGGAAAUGAGCACAGGAGAGUGUACAGCAAGAAUAGUUUGGAUAUUUAAUGGAUGCAAGGAUGACCUUAAACUUCCCUGCUGUGCAGGAGACUGAGAAAACUGCUUCUAUAUAGAAGCAUGACUUCCAUUCAAGAAUAAUUUCUACUUCAUACACUCUGCUACAUCAAGAACAUUUUGUAGCUGCAGAGGUUGCAAAACCUUGGCAGCAAUACUUCAGCCAAAUCAAUGAAGUCAACAUGCUAUUGAACAUGAAACGUUUUUUAUAUCAAACCAUACAGAUGUCACUUCAGAGGCAUGGAUGGUCUGUGCGUAUGUGUAAACCUGUUGCCCUGUAAACUUCAAAAUAAUAUACAAGACAGAUAAAAUAAAUGCAAUGACUUGCUACGCAGAAGUGAUCCAACUGAAGAAAGAGGAUUGAUUAAUUGAUGGCACAAAUAUGUUGAAACAACUUUAAAUGCUUGAACUUAGUAUAAAACUGUUGGUAAUGUUUACAAAAGGUAAAACCACGAAGUUUGGCUAGAAUCCCAAACAAAUAUUGGGAUCUGAAUUCAUCCUGCAUUUCCAAAGAAAGGGAGCUAUGUGAUUCCAAGAAUCCCAGAAAAAAAAAACAAAAUAUAUUUAGAAUGUCAAAAUAUACUCAGAGUAAAUGAUAAUUUCAUGAUGUGAAGAAGAUACCACAAAACAGAUACAAUGGGAGAAAAUCCUAGGGAAAUUUGGAAAAUAGGUGUAAAAGUAAAGUCAAGUAAAAAUGUACAGUAGUUUUUAGUUGAACUGCAGAAUAAGUAUUACUGGGGAAAAGGGUAUUUCUGCUGCUGCUACAAGGAGAAAAACUGCAAAUGUUCAUAUUUUCAGUUGGUGGGGAGAGCAAUACAAGAGAAUGGAAUUUGAAGAUUUUAUUUUUUUAAACAAAUUGUAUUUGCCCAACAUGGAUCAAGUUGGAUUUUCCCCUAAAAGAAAAUCAAAGGAAGAUAAAUUACAUACAAAAGGAUGAGUCUUAUAUAUUUGAGUACUGGCAAAUGAAUGCCAGAAAACAUGAAAUUUGACUUUUCAAAUAAUGAACACGGGGAAGAAAAAGCUUAAUUAAAAAUUGUUACAACCAGAUACAUCCAUAUCCAGAUGUAUAAAUAAGGAGAUGAACUGAAUCACGUAUUCAUUGAAGGCGUUGCAAGAAAUAAGGUGACAGCAAGGUGAAGAACAUCCAUUGUACUCAUACCAAAAUGAAAGCGGAUCUGGAGAAGGUGCAUUCAUAAGUGGGGCAGGAGAGAUGAGUGCAGAACUCCAGGGAGAGACAGUGAACCAGUGGGUGACUAUUCGACACUAGCCACCAUGAUCACAGUGAAGAAGGAGGAAGAGGAUGCCAAGGAAAGCAGAAGAUUAUUCAAACCCAGGGCAAUUGGCGAGGAAGAAAUACUGAUCUCCCAGAUUCCUGAUGGAGAAUUACACUGUUACAUAGUCCAUUGAAUGGGGAGCUGCUCUCCUCUGGUUCCAGAUUCCAACCGAAGCCAUUGAAGACUUUAGGCUUAACAAUAUUUAAUGGCAUUAAUGCUAAUGAACAACAGAACUGAUGUACUCAAGCGAUCUUCACGUUCAAGCUAUUCUGCUUAUUAGCAAAUGUGGGAAGGAUGCCAAAAGAAUAAUCCAAGUUGGAUGGGGAAUCAAAAGCAGUUUCUACAAAUGCUCUGGGCUUGUGGAAAAAUGUGAUCAAAGAGAAACAGGAAAUAGGAACAAGAGAAUGCCAUUGAGCCGAGGUCACCCACUCUGCCAUUUAAGAUGGUCCAUUCUGUCUCAAGAUUUACAGCAGGAAACUGGGCUGCAUUCAAACCACUGGGGAUGGGAUCUUCACAAGCCUGUCAUUGAUCUGAACAAUGCAUAUGUCAGCUGCUGCACGUCUCUCUGCUUUCAGCCUUACUUCUGAAGAUAGCCAAAGUUCAUCAAACAAUGUGAACCAGCUCUAUGACUGCCAGAAUCCAGAAAGUGCUGAAGUACAGUUAAUUAUUUCUCAUGUUGUAACGAUCCAUUAUGUCCCGUGUAAUUUUCCUCUGUAUAUUUCAAAAUUCCCAUUUUUGCCUCAGAGGUGCCUCUACUACUCCAGCAUCUGAUGCAUUCCUUAAGAAAUUUGUGAACACAAAUAGGUGCACUCUUCCAGUCAGACAUUAGAAAAAUUCCAGUUUGUGUUGUUCUUUGUAUUAAAGUGAAGGAAACUGAAAUAACAUAUUGCUGCUAUUUACAAAGGGAAUGAUCGCAAUUAGAAAAAGGUUGAAUGAUAAGAUUUUACACACAAAAGCUGCAGGUAAAAUGCAUUAUAUUGUUAAAAGGCCCAACUACGAUCUUUCAGUAAAGAAAUUCAAUGACAUAAUUAACCGAGAACAACAAAUUCAAAAUAAAUGAAUAACAUAUCAUUAAUUUGGAAACUUGUCACAUUGGUUAAGUUUCUCAAGUAUUAUUUAAAUAUGAAAUAAUGCUGUCAAGUUUAUAGUGUCAAAUUUUGUCAAUUCAUAACGGAUAUAGUGAUGUGAGUUCACAAGAAAACAAUGUUUUCAAAAAAAAUCUGUAUUUGGUGAAGAAAUUUUGAAAUUACUAAGUAUCUUGUUUAAAUGCCUUGGGUUAGAAAAAGCCCAUAGACUGCAUAAAUGCAGGAAAGCACUACUACUAUUGGAAUCACAUAGUUCAUUAAGGUUUUCUGUGACACCAAUAACUUGGAUGAUAUUUGAAUUAUGUUAACAAACAAUUGAGGGCAGAUUGUUUGAUCCUGGCUUGAUGAGAAGAAUUAGUCAGGCCAUGUUUGUGCAUGUUGUAAAUAUGUGACUGGCAGUUUGUUAAAAUAGUGAUUCACGCACAAAGAAAUUAUAACUGCAAAAGAACAGAAGGUUUUUGAUAAGAAAUGUACAGGAGAAACCAAUGAAGCAUGAGAUAGAUCCAGUGAUAGUUGGAUUAGAAUGCUUUUUUAUUAUUUAUAUGUACAAAGUUGAAUUGUACUGUGUACAGAAAAGCUGCAGUGGGAUUAUUUUAAUCAUAAUUAGUAAAGCAUCGUCUAUUUGCAGUAUUCAGUUCAAUUUUGACCAUUUGAAUCGUCUAAACUAAACUCCAUUUAGAUUUUGACCCAAUUCGCUGAUAAUAACUGAUACCCACCAAAUGUUGUCCAUAAAAGGUUUGUUUAUUGUAUUGUUUAAGCUGUUAAAGAAUAGUGGUUUAUUCAAAAUACAGUAAUAUGCCCAGUAUUACAAAGCCUUCAAAGAUUUCCAGAGUGCCUUACAUGGCUUGUUAACAAGAAAAUUAACAACGUUUAAAGAGGUGCAUUUUUAAAUAAGCCUUCGAUGUAGGGCAGCAAAGCCAGGCAAAUGUAGCAUACAUUAGUUUGGGUAUUUGAAAGUUAAUUAACUCCAAAAUAUUAUAAUGUCAGCAUUAAAAUAGUGUUUUGCCUAAACACUAAUUUUAUUUGCAUUGUGAAUGGAUUUAGUUUAGACUCAGGAAAUCAUGCUGUGAAUAUGUGUAAUGAUUCAUAAAACCUUGAUUUCUUGUACAUUUUUAUAAGUAUACUGUAAAUUUAUGCAGAAAUAUAAAUUAUUAAGAUAGUGCCAGUUGUGGCCAGAAGGCCAUGGGUUUCUGAUUUACAUGCUCUGUAAGGUAAUCUCUGUAUACCCAUAUCGUAAAUAUUUAUUUCUUUGUUUCAGUACUAAAACAGUAAAUUGCUGUCCUGAAAAUAAGGAUUGUAAGUGGAUCAGCUACAAAUUUUACACAUAUUUUUGUAUUGUGAUUCAUGUAUAUUAGCAGAUAUUUCUAUCCAUUUGUAAAAUACAUAUAUUAUUGUAACUUUUCUAAUAAAAAUAUCACUGUUCCAGAUCUUCACGACUGGAAAGGAAGUUCAUUUCAUUUUUGAGGCUCGAAAUUAUUCUCAAACCAUGACCAUCUGCUUGUCUGUCCCUCUGUGCAAAAAAUGGAAUGCAAGCACAGAGGCUAACAGCCUGUCAGUUAGCACUGAAUAACCUCUGCAAGUAAAAGGCAAUGCAGGCUAGUAGGGUGGCAUACUCCAAGGAAAUGCAAUUUGAGUGAACAAUAAGAAACUAGUAUAAGAGCCACACGAUGCAUCCUAUGUAGGUGCGCAGGAUUGAUGUAUGUCCCUGUGGCCAGACCAAACCUCUAAGUAUUGUUGAACUCCAAGAUAAAGUCUUGAGGUGCUGAACUGGAGUGUGAGUUAGUCCAAAAGCAGCCAUGAUUAUGUGGUGAGGCUGAUAGUUUGUGGAAACUGAUUUGAAUGGAUGAAGGCAGGGUACAGUGGUGUCCAGACAGAGUUGUCUUAAGACCAGGUGAAGCAAGUAGUGAGCUGCUGCUGCCAGGUUACCACUCUACUUUCAUGUUGAGAAUUGGUGCUAUCUAGUUUCUUGGGAAAGGAGAAGAGAUUUGGGGGCUGCAUAGAAAUGAGGUAAAUUUAGCUAAUAAUGUUUUUCAAAUGCAUAGAAAUAAAGUAGAUGCCGUUCAUUAGCGAGAUUCAGAACUCACCAUUUCAACCCUAAAGGAGCAAUUCAGAAUUUUUUUCUCAACAACAAGAAUCUCAAUUUUCCAUUUUCACAAUAUUUUCCCAACUUCCUCAAUAUUGCUCACUCAAGGAGCAGAAAAUUCCACCUAGCAUCCUCUAUAAUCUGUCAUCUUUUAUCAGUUAACUCUGCUCUCCACACAUAUUAAAUGACCUGCUUCAGUAUUUCCCAUAUUUUCUGUUUUUAUUUCAGAUUUUGAACUUCUGCAGAAUAUUGACUUUUAAUCUGUAGACACCUCUAAAUCCAUUUGUGUUAAUUCCUUUUAACAUUAUCAGUUGAAUUAUUUUGAAUUGUCUUUCCUAACAGAGCUUCUUUCAUUCAGAAAGCAUUUAUAUAUUUGCAAACAUUCAUUCAUUCAAAAAAUAGUCCCCUAUCCACCUUUCUUUUGGUAGUUACAUAUAUAGCAAUCUUAUCAAAAUCCUCUGAAAACCUUACAUAUAGGUCCACAAUAUGUCUUCAUUUCAUCACAAAUUCCAUUAAGAUUAAUUGAUCCAUAAAUCACUAAACUCUCUUGCCUUUUGAUACAUUUGCUAUUCUUUCUACAACUGGUUUCUAAAUAUUUCUUGUUGAUUACGGUUAGUAUCUCUCCAUUCUCCUUUCUUCAGAAUUUCAAUGCAAACUGUCUAAUUUUUUUUUUCUGUUUUUAGUGCUUUAACCUUGUUACAUUUUAUAUAUCUGGCUUCAGCCGUGAAUCUUGCCUCAUUUUCCUUCAGAAUUUAGCAUUCUUACCUUCAACACCUUCUGUGAAAAUUGAUGAAAAAUGUUUAUUAAGUAACACAACCAGUGUAUUUAUCAUAACAUCAGCAAUUCUUUUCAUCAUGCUUUUCCACCACUCUAUUGCUUGUGAGUUUAUAUAAAUUCCACCUUCAUAUUGAACAUCAGUUUUUUUAUUUAUAAUCCUUCAGAGAGUUCCAAAUCUCUCCUUUCCACUUCUCUUCCAAAUUUUGUACAUUCUCCAAUUUUCUCUUUAUUGUAUCCUUGCUUUUGUAAUUUAUUUUUAUUAAUUCAUGGAAUGUGGGACUCACUUAUGAGUCAGCAUGUCUUGUCGUUCUGUGAUUAAGGGGUUAGUAGGGUGGUGAGUCACACUCUUGCACAUUUGCCGUCCAUGCAGUAAUGUAAAAGCAGGGAUGAAGGAGGAGCAAGUGAGGACUGCAGAUGCUGGAGAUCAGAUUCGA